ACUAAAAUGAAAGUGUUGUGCUUCCUUGUUUUGGCAUUGGCUUUGAUUGCAUUUGCAUCCUCUGAGCCAUGUAGACGACGAAACCGAAUGAAUAACGAUCGAUCAUCGGGAGGCAGAAAUAAGAGAAGCGCACAAUCACCUAUUGACGGAUUGGUUAAGGAUUUAUCUGGAAUCGUUAAUGGACUCGUUGGUGGAUUACUUGGAGGUGGUGGACCACCAAAACCAGAACCACCAAAACAACCAGAACCACCAAAACAACCAGAACCAGCAAAAAAACCAGAACCAGCAAAAAAACCACAACCGCCUCAAUCUGGAAAUUCUGAAGCAGAUGCACAAGCUGAAGCUCAGGCCUCCGCCAAUAGCAACUGAUACAGCCAUCCCACAUUUAACUGCACGCAGGUUAACCAAGAAGAUGACAUCUUAGUACAAAAUAAAUUUCAAGUACUAAUGAUGCCACUCACGAACUAGCGUAAUUCAUGCAUUUGCCGCAAUUUUUUUUGUCAAAACAUGUCGUCAUCUUGAGUUUAACUUGAUCCUUGUAUCCAAAUGCUUGAUUGUUUGA
Sitodiplosis mosellana (orange wheat blossom midge) is the source of this 562-nucleotide messenger RNA. RefSeq names its product procyclic form-specific polypeptide B1-alpha-like. Bases 7 to 369 code for a protein of 120 amino acids. The record is from RefSeq and is a predicted model, not a curated record. Lineage: Eukaryota; Metazoa; Arthropoda; Insecta; Diptera; Cecidomyiidae. The transcript is spliced from 3 exons.